Sceloporus undulatus (fence lizard) is the source of this 2372-nucleotide messenger RNA. It is a transcript of the gene CPVL, whose product is annotated as carboxypeptidase vitellogenic like. NCBI's taxonomy places the organism in Eukaryota, Metazoa, Chordata, Lepidosauria, Squamata, Phrynosomatidae. The transcript is spliced from 13 exons. Gene Ontology annotation, molecular function: serine-type carboxypeptidase activity. Gene Ontology annotation, biological process: proteolysis. The coding region runs from base 139 to 1593 and encodes 484 amino acids. The record is from RefSeq and is a predicted model, not a curated record.
AGUGCUGUGGCUGCCUUCUGAAGAUAAAGAUAGUUGUUUGCUAGUACAUUCAGUUAGUUCUUUUGGAUAGCCUAUGUGAAACCACGCUGGGAAAGAAGUAAGUUGACUUUGCAGGCUAACUGGUAGCUGGAUGAAAAGAUGUGCAGGAUAACAACAGUUUUGCUGGCAUUGCUGAAUCUGAGCUUGAUGUUAGAACUAGGCAGCACCCAUAAGCGAUGGAGUGUGUUCCGAAGCAUUUUCAAAAUAAUAAAGUACACUAAAGCAUCAGGAGGAGAUCCUGGACAACCCCUGUUUCUAACACCUUACAUCAAAAGUGGCAGAGCUGAGGAAGGAAGGCAGUUAAGCCUGGUGGGCCCCCUGCCAGGAGCAAAUGUGAAGAGCUAUUCAGGGUACUUGACAGUCAACAAGACUCACAACAGCAACCUUUUCUUUUGGUUUUUCCCUGCUCAGGUACAGCCAGAGAAUGCCCCUGUCCUACUUUGGCUCCAAGGUGGACCUGGAGGGACAUCCAUGUUUGGCCUCUUUGUUGAGCAUGGGCCAUAUCUUGUCUACAAGAAUCUCACAUUGUCUGAACGAAAAUUUCCUUGGACAUCUAAGUUUUCCAUGCUCUACAUUGACAACCCGGUUGGAACUGGCUUCAGUUUUACAGAUGACGAGAAGGGAUAUGCAAAGAACCAAGAUGAUGUUGGAAGAGAUUUAUAUAGUGCCCUCAUCCAGUUUUUCCAGCUUUUUCCUGAUUAUCAGAAAAAUGACUUCUAUGCAACAGGAGAAUCUUAUGCAGGAAAGUAUGUGCCUGCUAUUGGCUAUUAUAUUCAUACACAUAAUCCUACAGCAAAGAUUAAGAUCAACUUGAAGGGUGUUGCCAUUGGAGAUGGUCUCUGCGAUCCUGAAUUGAUGUUGGGUGGCUAUGCAGAGUUCUUAUAUCAAAUUGGUUUGGUGGAUGAGAAGCAGAGGGAUUAUAUCCAGAAUCAGACAGACCUGGGAGUAAUCUACAUCCAGCAGAAGAAGUGGCGUGAAGCCUUUGAAGUGUUUGAUAUUUUGUUGAAUGGCGAUCAAACUAAAAGUCCUCCCUAUGUUCGGAAUGUUACUGGAUGUAGCAACUACUUCAACUUUUUGCAGUGCCAGGAGCCUGAAGAUCAAGAAUACUUUGGAGAAUUUUUAGCAUUGACAGAAGUAAGGAAAUCUAUCCAUGUUGGAAAUCUUACCUUCCAUGAUGGUUCUGAAGUUGAAAAGUAUUUGCUUGAAGAUGUGAUGAAGACAAUAAAGCCAUGGUUGGGUACCUUAAUGGAUAACUACAAGGUUCUCUUAUACAAUGGACAACUUGAUGUCAUUGUGGCAGCCCCACUGACAGAACGAUUCCUGCCUACUGUGCCAUGGGCCAAAGUGAAAGAAUACAAGAAUGCUGAGAGAGUUGUAUGGAAAAUCUGUUCUAAAGAUCCAGAAGUAGCUGGCUAUGUACGCCAAGCAGGUGACUUCCAUCAGGUCAUUGUUCGUGGUGGAGGGCACAUCCUGCCAUAUGACCAGCCUGAAAGGACAUUGGACAUGAUGGAUAGGUUUAUCUCAGGAAAAGGGUGGAAAUCUAAUGAAUACUGAAAAUUCAGCCUGAGCACAGCAACCUUCAGACUUCUUUGCAACAGACCAAUAGGGAAACUUUGAUGAACAGGUCAAAUCAGUGGCACUGAAGAUUAAAGUAUUAUAAUGUAGUUUCUUUUAUUGCUUAAAAUGUUGAUAAGGUUGAUAAAUGCUGAUAAGACUACAGUCUUGGGGGGGAGGGGGAAAUCAAGCCAUGCUUUAGUUUCAUAAAUAAUGAAAAUAUUAUUUAAGAUUCUGUUUGUGGUUUAUACUUAUUUUUGAAAAAUAUAUAGGAUGUGAAGAUGCUACUGAAAGAGGAGGGUUAUGUGAUGCGUCCUUGAAAGAGGAUGGAUGUUUCUUCACCUACAACCACUGUGCCUGCUGUAUUUAUUAUGUGGGCUCUUUGCAGAGAUAAUAUCCCAUUGAAUAAUGUACUUGAGUAUGGAAGUCCUAGAAGUCAGUAUCCAUAAAACAGAUACAGAUAUGCUUAUUUGACUUUCAGGCACUACACUGAAAUUAACUGCUUUUUUGUGAACUUAUUACUUUGGUCUUGCUAGGUCCAAAGAUCCACCAGAACUAGCAGACACGAGAGUACACAAGAUGAACUAAAAUGGCUGCCAGUAAUGGAAAUAUCCAGUAAUCUCUGUUGAUGUAUUAGUGUGAGACUCUGGCAGAAUGAGAAGAACUUUAUACCUGAUAAGAGAAGAAUGCUUCUCUGAUGACAUAGUUUAGGUUUUCAAAAUGUGAUGUACCGUAAAAUGUGGUUUGGAUGGCAAUGAUGAUUAAACAUAGACAGUGCA